Messenger RNA from Peromyscus eremicus (cactus mouse), 1206 nucleotides. Its product is annotated as arylacetamide deacetylase-like 2. The transcript has 5 exons. Gene Ontology annotation, cellular component: membrane; cytosol. The record is from RefSeq and is a predicted model, not a curated record. Gene Ontology annotation, biological process: triglyceride catabolic process. Gene Ontology annotation, molecular function: triacylglycerol lipase activity; sterol ester esterase activity. NCBI's taxonomy places the organism in Eukaryota, Metazoa, Chordata, Mammalia, Rodentia, Cricetidae. Bases 1 to 1206 code for a protein of 401 amino acids.
AUGGGGUACAAAACACUGUGCUUCGGAUUCUCCUGUAUUCUAUUUGCUUAUUGUGUUUAUUCACCUCUUCCAGAAAAUAUUGAAGAACCUUGGAGAGUGAGAUUGGCAGAUGUUCUUAUAAAAAUAACUUCACUUGCGGCUACAUUAUUUGAAAACAUAGGUCUUAUGAAAUAUGAAGAACUAUUUUCAAUUAUAGCAACAAUGCACUUUACAAAACCAGUUUCAGAUGAAAACGUUACAGUGAUUGACACAAACUUUAGUGACAUUCCUGUUCGUCUGUACUUGCCAAAAAGGAAAUCUGAAAGACAGAGACCAGCUGUCAUUCACAUUCAUGGUGGAGCCUUCAUCACAGGAAGCUGCAAGGUGUCAUCCUAUGACGAUUUGAACAGACGGACAGCAAACAAGCUUAAUGCUGUUGUUGUGGGAAUAGACUACAGACUUGCUCCUCAGUAUCAAUUCCCAGCUGCACUUGAAGAUUGUAUUUUUGUGAUCAAGUACUUUCUCCAGGAUAAAAUGCUUGCAGAAUAUGGAGUGGAUACCACUCGAAUCUGCAUUAUGGGAGACAGUUCUGGGGGAACGUUGGCAGCAACAGUGGUUCAACUGCUACAGAAUGAUCCAGAAUACAAAGACAGAAUUAAGGCACAAGCCUUGAUAUACCCUGUCCUGCAGUUGAUUGACACCCUUCUGCCAUCUCAUCGAGAGUAUGAACAUGGUCCACUUCUGUACAGGGAGGUAUUAAUUAAGUUGUUAUGCCUGUAUGUGACUGAAGACAAAGCUCUGUUCCAGGCCGCACUGAGAAAUGAACACAUGCCUGAAGGAUCAAGACACCUGUUCAAGUUUGUUAACUGGAGUGACUUCCUUCCUGAGAGGUUUAAAAAGAACCAUGUUUAUACUGAGCCCAUUCUUGGAAAAUUGAAUGCUUCCUAUCCAGCACUUGUGGAAGACAGGUUGUCCCCUUUGCUGGCCAGUGACUCCCAGUUACAGAGUUUGCCCCUGACCUACAUCGUCACUUGUGAACAUGACCUUCUAAGAGACGAUGGUCUCAUGUAUGUCACACGGCUUAGAAAUGUUGGGGUUCCAGUUACUCAUGACCACAUAGAGGAAGGAGUUCAUGGAGCCAUGUCACUUACCAGAGCUCCAGUGUUUUUACAUCUAGGAUUAAGAAUAAGAAAUAGGUAUAUUAGUUGGUUAGAAGAAAAUCUAUAA